Symphalangus syndactylus (siamang) is the source of this 369-nucleotide messenger RNA. RefSeq names its product leucine-rich repeat-containing protein 37A3-like. The record is from RefSeq and is a predicted model, not a curated record. Lineage: Eukaryota; Metazoa; Chordata; Mammalia; Primates; Hylobatidae.
AUGAAAUUGGAAACUGUCCAACAACAGGAAAACAGCCUGGCUAAGAUUCAAGGUGUAAGCAAAAGCCUGCAGAGAGUGAACAGAAUCCUCAUGGGCCCAAGGAGCAUCCAGAGAAGUCACUUCAAAGAGGUGGGCAAGCAGAGUAACAGGAGAGAACAGGGUGCCUGGGCAUUUGUGGAGAACUCUGCCAAAGAAAGGCUUGGGAGUCCAGCCCCAAGGGAGCUGGAACAGCCUCACAUAGAGCAGGGGCACGAGAAGUUAGCAGGAAACGCCGUCUAUACCAAGCCUUCGUUCACCCAAGAGCAUAAGGCAGCAGUCUCCUCUUUGCUGAAACCCUUCUAUCUCCACCCUUGCAAAAGCCCUACCUGA